AUGCAUCAAGUUUUGCCCCUCAUUGAUGCUUUGGUAGACUUGGAAAGUUCAGCUGAAAUUCAUGCCCAGACAAUGAGAUCAGCUUUGCUGCAUCUCAUUACUAGGGAGCCUGAGCUGAAUACCAGCGACUACAAUGGUAGUGUCUUUGUAAAUCUGAGAGCUGACAGGAUUUCAGUGGUACUGCACCAUGUCAGAAGGCUGGCAAGGGCAAAGACAAUGCCCAGCAGUGUCAUUGGUAGCCUGACAGCUACUCAAUUUAAAGAGCUCAACAAGACCUUGAAAAAGGUGGUGUUGAGAGAUGUGCCCCAGGAAGAUGCCUUGAAAAAGGAUGAGGGCCAGAAAGCUGGAAGCAGUAAAGACACCUUGAAAAAGGUGCCCCAGGGAAAUGCCUUGAAAAAGGAUGAUGGCCAGAAAGCUGGAAGCAAAGAGACCUUGAAAAAAGUAAGCACAGAGAAAAAGAACACAUCCUUGAAAAAGGUAAAGAAGGAAAAUUUGAAGAAAAAAGAGAGAACCUUGAAAAAGGGCGACAGCCCCUUGAAAAAGGAAGCUGUAGAAAAUGCCAUAGUGCCAAAGGGAAGGUCAUUAAAGGCCAGAGUGAGUGAUGUCUCCCUGGACUCUCAUGGCUUCCCCAAGGUUUUGGCCAGCCCACAGAAAGGGGCAAGCCCACCAAGGUUGUGGAAGAAAAAGAGGGGCAACUUUCAGCCACAAGCUUCUGCAGAAGUGCAUGGUGGUUUGAAAGAUGCCAUGGGUGUCUUGAAAAAGCCAUCUGCCAAACAGGCCUCCUUGAAAAAGGAAAAGUCUAAAAAACCAGCCUUGAAAAAGGUUGCUAAGAAUGAAGCCUUGAAAAAGGUUGAAGCCACAGAGAGAAAGCCUUGGGAAAAAAAAAUUAAGACCACUGCCAAGAACCCUGAAAGGUCUUAUUUGACUGGCAGGUUUUCCAAAGAUCAAGACAAAUUCUUGAUUGUAGAGGUGACAAAGAAGAUGAGCCUCCAAUAUAGGUGGAUCAUCGACAGGAUCAAAGACUCACUGGAGAAGGAGCACAUUACCAAGCAUGAGGAGAAGGAAGAAGCCUUGAAAAAGGCAUUGGCUUCUGUGGAGAAGCAGAAAGCUGAAGCUCUUGAAAAAGAGCAUGAGGAGGAGGAAGCCUUGAAAAAGGUUGAGCAUGCCCUGGAGACCCAUUCUGCCAGAGGGAAGAAUGGGCCCAGGAGCAGGUCUCUGAGCAGGGCCCGCCUCACUCCCAGGGAGGGGGUGGCAAAGAAGGAAGCCCUCAGGGAGAGACUGAAUGUCCACCUGGAGAGGCUGAAGGAGGCCAGUGACCCCAGCAAAAGGGCAGCCUCCAGAGGUCCCUUGAAAAAGGGAAAGAACCAGUUUGAAAAAACCAUGGACCAAAUCCCAAAGCUGCUGGGCUCCACCUUGAAAAAGGUGAAGUCCUACAGGUGCACCUAUGCCUUCACUGGGCAUGACUCCAAAGUGGACUGGGCAUGCCACUUUGGAGCCCUGUGCAUCAUGGAUGACAACUCAGAGGUCAUCAAUGAGGCCAACUCCUGGGGCCUCAAGGCCUACCAAAUUGGUAGGGGGGGCUACUGGCAGCUUGCAGAUGCAGUAGCUCAGUUCAUGGUGGACCUGCCUGGUCUGAAGCCAUGGACUGAGGAGGAAGUCAAGCAGAAAGGAUCCUUGAAAAAGGACCAGGAAGGAUCCUUGAAAAAGGACCAGACACUGAAUAAGGGCAACUUGAAAAAGUUGGGGGAGCUCAGCCUGAAGGAUAAAAUCCUGAAGGCAGCUGAAGAGCACCCAGAUAAUGAGGAGACCCAAGCCCUGGUGCUUCAGGAACCCAUGUCACCUGUUGACAAAAGCAAUGCAUGGAACCAGCACCAAGUCCACUUGAAAAAGAAGGGCAAUGAAUCCUUGAAAAAGGAGUUCGAUGAGAUGGACAAGAAGGGCAAGGGGCUGAGCACUGCUUUGUUCUUGCUGAAGAAGAACAAAAGCUUGUUUGCCAGUGUCUCCAAGGGUGUCAGCCAGGAAGUCUCCUUGAAAAAGAGAGAGAAAUUGCUGACCCAGAAGGAAGUGGAUGCCAAGUGGACUGAUCAGGAACUUGAAGUCCACUUGGCAUCAGGUCGGCUGAUCUACAGAGAAGCUGGCCACAAUGUCUGGGAAUACCAGGACACCCAGGACAUUGAGAAGACUGUUGCAGGUAAGAGGUCCCUGCAAUACCAGUUUGGGCAGGAGUAUGAGCUGGAGGAAGGGGAUGAGGCAGAGUGGUGCAAAAUGUUGGAAAAGGAUUUGCACAGCAUUUUGCUGGGAGGCCUUGAAAAAGGCAAAGGCUCUGCCAAGGGCUCUGGCCUUGAGAAAGGCAAAGGCAAAGGUAAAGCCAGGGCCAAGCCCAAGCCCCAGCCCCUUGAGGAUGCUGAUGAGGAGCCUAUGGACCUGGCAACUGCCUUGAAAAAGGCAAAGAAGACCAGGGACAUGCUCACCAGCACCUCCAGCAACUUUGAGGAAGCCUUGAAAAAGGUGGAAAAGAGCCCUUACCUGAGCAAGCAAUCCUUCAAGGACAAGCAAGGUGUUCUGGAUGGCCUCCAUGAAAUGGUGAAGAAAACCAAAAAACUCCUUGAAAAAGGAGAAAAGAACAAAGUGGAGGUUCUGAAGGAGCACAUCCUGGAGGCAUGUGCUUGCAUGAAGGAUGCCAAGGAGGAAGCCAAAGAGCUUGUACAGAUUAGCUUUAAAGCUGUGAGCAAGGCUGCUUCCUCCAAGGGCAAGAAAUGA
This is a messenger RNA of Cladocopium goreaui, 2760 nucleotides long. The record is from the annotation of a GenBank genome assembly. NCBI's taxonomy places the organism in Eukaryota, Dinophyceae, Suessiales, Symbiodiniaceae.